AUGCGUUCGCCUACAGACGAAGAGUUUGCGGGCUUCCGGUCCAAAGAAGAGCCUACUGGUCUCGCUGCCGAGCCACUCAACAUCAUCAUUCUGGGAGCAUCAUUUGGUGGCCUGUCUUGCGCUCACCACUUUCUCGACACAACGCUCGAACAGCUCAGCAAGACCAAAGAUGCAGGCUUGACGUACCGCCUGAUUCUAGUUGGCCCUUCAACUCAUAUCUACUGGAAUAUUGGUGCCCCACGCGCCAUUGUCAAGUCUGGACUGGUCAAAUCAGAGGAUCAAUUCCUCCCGAUCGAACCAGGCUUUCAUAAGGAUCGCGCCAAGAACUUUACCAUCAUCCAAGGCAAAUGCGUCUCCAUGGACGCUACAUCUCGAACAGUCUCUAUCGAAUGGGGCAAAAUGGCCGACCUCCCCAAAAUCCAAACUCUCCCCUACCACGCCUUAAUCAUGUGCACCGGCACCUCAGCCCGCUCCGAACUCCUCUCCCUCCACGGCCAAUACCUCGAAACCGAAGCGGCCCUCAACAGAAUCCACCAACAGAUCCACCACGCCAAAUCCAUCGUCGUCUGCGGCGGAGGCUGUUCCGGCGUCGAAGUCGCCGGCCAACUGGCAACCUACCUAAACUACAAACGCCAUUUCCCCUUCCGCCAAAAAUCCUCCAACCCAAAAAAGAUCACCCUCCUCUCCGGCGGCACCACUCUCCUCAAAGAAGUCUCCGCCCUAGGAAAACCCGAAAUCUGCAAGAAAGCCGAGAAACAGCUCAAAAGUUUGGGUGUCGUCGUCAGACACAACAUCCGCGUGACAAGUCAUGAAUCCUGGUUCGAUCAAACGGGAGCCACACGUAUCACGUUUGAAGACGGGACCACGCAUAUCACAGAUGUAUACAUCGAUUGCACCGGCGUAGAACCGAAUUCAGAUUUCGCUCCAGAAGCGAUCAAAUCUCGCAACGGAUACAUCCUCACCAACAACAAAACUUUACGUGUCGACGUCGCUGGGGAACGGGUGUAUGCUUUGGGUGACGUGGCGAGUUAUUCGAAAAAUUACGUUCUGGACGUCUACCACGGCGUUCCCGUCGUGAUGCAGAAUCUUCUGAACGAUUUGCUUCUGCAUCGAUGGAAGACUGCGAAUCCGGAUUCUGAUCAUCGAGAGAAGUUUGAGGCUUUGGAGCAGAAGGAGUUUGAUGCGGAUUUGCCGAAGAACAGUCAGAUUUGUCCGAUCACGAAGUUUGGAGGGGCGGGGAUUUUGGGAGGGUUGAAGUUGCCGAGUUUUGCGGUUUGGGGGUUGAAGGGGAGGAAUUAUGUUGUGCAUAAGGCGAAGAUGGUGGUGGUUGAUGGGGGGAAUCCUUAUGCUAGUCCGGUUCAGGGGGACAAGUAUUAUUCUGGGAGUAAAGGAUAG
Messenger RNA from Pseudocercospora fijiensis CIRAD86, 1395 nucleotides. RefSeq lists its product as uncharacterized. Lineage: Eukaryota; Fungi; Ascomycota; Dothideomycetes; Mycosphaerellales; Mycosphaerellaceae. The record is from RefSeq and is a predicted model, not a curated record. The transcript has 2 exons. The coding region runs from base 1 to 1395 and encodes 464 amino acids. Gene Ontology annotation, molecular function: electron-transferring-flavoprotein dehydrogenase activity; flavin adenine dinucleotide binding. Gene Ontology annotation, cellular component: cytoplasm.